AUGAGUGCAUCUGGGAAUGAUCAAGAAACUUACCGAGGUUUUCUUGGAACAAGCAAGUAUUCAAGCCGAGAUCGAGACAAGAUCAUUCCUGAAGCUAAAGGAAUCUUCAAUUUUCUUAGGCGAUGUACUUGCUACAAUAGUCAAUAUACAGAUUCUUCAAAUGGCAGGCAUCCUUCUGGUGUUAGUAUAUCUGAGAGAUCUCCAAGUGGGAAGAGAGCAUUUCUUUGUGGAGUGAGUUAUAAAGGACAGAAAUUCAAGCUCAAAGGAGCUAUAAACGAUGUGCAUAGCAUGAAAGAUUUACUCGUUAAACAAUUCAGUUUUCCAGUUGAUUCCAUUCUCAUUCUAUCAGGACAUGGCUUACGACAACCUGACUUUGACGGGGAUGAGAAAGAUGGAUUUCAUGAAACAAUAUGCCCCGUUGAUUUUCAAAGCAAAGGAAUGAUUUUUGAUAAUUACAUAAAUGAAAAAAUUGUUAGACCACUCAAGCCAGGUGUCACACUUCAUGCGAUAGUUGACUCUUGUCACAGUGGAACCGUCCUCGACUUACCCAUAGUGUAUAACGAAAACAAUGGAAAAUGGGAGGACAACCGACCUCCGUCAGGAGCUUCUAAAGAUACAAAUGGUGGAAAGGCUAUAUGUUUCAGUGCUUGUGAGGAUUAUCAGCUGGCUGCAGACACAUCUGCCCUCUCUCCAAAAAAAGAUAUGACUGGUGCCAUGACAUACACAUUUGUAAAAGCUAUAAAAGAUGCAAUUACAAACAAUCAAAUAAUAACUUAUCGUGGAAUACUUGACUCUAUGCACAAGACACUUGACAAGGACAGCAAAGAAGGAUGCCUCCAUGAACCGCUGUUAUCAUCAUCCGAAGAGUUCAAUCUCAACAGAGAGUUCAAGCUCUAG
Messenger RNA from Fraxinus pennsylvanica, 897 nucleotides. The record is from the annotation of a GenBank genome assembly. Lineage: Eukaryota; Viridiplantae; Streptophyta; Magnoliopsida; Lamiales; Oleaceae.